This is a messenger RNA of Synchiropus splendidus (mandarinfish), 5769 nucleotides long. RefSeq lists its product as uncharacterized. NCBI's taxonomy places the organism in Eukaryota, Metazoa, Chordata, Actinopteri, Syngnathiformes, Callionymidae. The record is from RefSeq and is a predicted model, not a curated record. Bases 1352 to 5767 code for a protein of 1471 amino acids. The transcript is spliced from 2 exons.
AUAGUAGAUGUCAAUACUUCAGGGGAAAAACGUGAUGGUGAAAGUUAUGACUUUUUCAUGACAUGGUUUUGGACCCAAAUGAGGCCCAUUAAAACUGACAUUGAAGAAUUAUAGAACUUUAAUAUAAUCCUCAUAAUUUAUAAAAAAAAAAAAAAAACAAUGCAAAUGAAGCUGCAAUAAAAGUGAAUAUUCAUCUAAAUAUUUGCCGAAAACAAACCCAAAUAUUUUUUCUAAAAUUGACAUUCACUCACUGAUGAAAAAAAUAACGUGCAAAUCCAGAGGAACCAGACUGCCAAACUAAUGAUAAAGUGCUUAAAUCUAACAAGAUUAUUGAUAUAUUUUAAUGUCUGGAAAGUAAUUUCCUGUCAACAGGUUGCUUUGCAUUUUUAACUUUAUAUCAUACAGUGUUAAAAACUGACAGUUAAAGUAGUUUAAAACAAGCUCCAUGGAACACGCAGGUGUUGUAUUUAGGAUCAGGUGGACACUCCUUGGCUUGGAUGGCAUUGUGCAAUGGCUUCUGUUUGUAUAUUGAACAGACAAAGCCAGUGGAGUGAGGAAGGUGUACGACGCUGCUUAACACAACAGGUCAUACGUGCUGAGGAAUCUCAAUGAGAGUUUGGAGCCUGAGGCCAAAACAGACCCCAGACUUUCACCCCUCGCAACCCCCCCUCCCCAACACACACACACACACCCCUGACUGCUUUCUGCUUCACAUCACUCCCUCCAAACCGCUGGCUCCUUUGUCAUAGGUGGAACUAUGUUGCUAUGGCGUUUGGGCCAAUGGAAUGGUAUUUUCAGGAUGGCAGUCUGUCUCCCUCUGUCUUUGAACACACACAGUGAAGUGGCCUGUUGAGCAAAAAUUCAAGCAGCCCCCCUCCCCGGACAACAACUGCCAGGCUCCAGUCUUUGUUUGCUCGGUGGACCCAGUGGCAGUUAGGUGGCUACAUUGUUUGUGUGAGUCAAUAUAGGCACUGUAUAAAAGGCUCCCACCAUGAGUCUGUCACUUUAAGAGCCCUUUUGCUCAUUUGCAUUUACGUCACGUUCCUUUUUCCCAUCGUUCCUUUUUCCCAUCGUUCCUUUUCCCUAUGUGUGGAGCUCGUGUUCGGUCGUGGUCGCGUCGGGUCCUAGUUCAGCAGCACUCAAGCGUUUGAGUGACUGAGCAGAAAAACUAAUAUUGAUGCUGUACUGAGUGCUGCAAAUAAACACCUCUGAAUCAGGACCAUCCUCCUCCUCUCUUCGACCUCCUCCGGUAUUCUAACCGAUACCCCAUCUUGAACUGCUGUAGCACCUAAUUGAACCCGUGCAAUCACUCCUGUUUAUUUGGUCCUUCGAGCCGGAUACAGCGUCCAAGAUGGACUCAGAUGGAGAGAUUCACCCUGUCGUCAGACCUCGGCGACGAACACGUCCUCCUGUCAGACUUCUAGACUUUGAAGUGGAGUAUGCAGGCCUCCCUCACAGUGGACAGAAGGGAUUAACAUCAUCAACCACCAGAGAAGAUUUAUCGCGUACCAUGCCCCGCUAUUCAGACCAAGCCCCCUACAGUGGACUUUCAGGGCAUGCGGCUCAACCAGAGACCCCUCGACGAACCCCUGGUCAUCUCCAGGGAAGCGACUGGCACUCUCCCGAUAACCCUUCACCUUCCUACUCAAGUCCGGAGCCCUACUACUCCGAGAUGAGAGCCAUCCAAGAGGAGAAUGCUCGACUUAUGCACCAACAACAAGUUUUUCAGUCCGGCAUGAGAGCACUGGACGAGGCGCGGUGCGAGAUUAAAGAGCUCCUCCAGUUGGCCUGUUCCUUGAAAGCAGACAUUGGUCAAGCUGCUAGUCGAGCUCCAUCACGCAUAGGUCGGGAGCCAAGACCUGUCGUCGUUGGUUGCCAAACCUAUAGUGCAACAGAUGAAGACGAGGAAGAGAACUGGCCUGAUCCUCCACCCUGGCCCUCAGCAGAGACUGACCUUUAUGACAGUAUUCACAACCUUCAGCUUGAUCAACGACAACAUGCUGGUCCAAUCUACUACGCGGACAACGCUGCUGCCUACCCUCCUCCCCCUCCACCGCUGGUGAAACCAGGCCAACCAGAUCACUCCCAUGCUUCGGGACCCUUUCCCCGAAGACAACCAACUUUCUCACAGCCACGGCUUACUCCCUCCUACCCAGGCCGCACACGCCCCACGUCUACAUCAGCCUAUCAGCUUCCAGAAGUCUAUGCAACGUCACCCAACCCGGGUCGUCAUGUGCCUGAGCAGGUAUAUAGAGGCCCACAGCCGACCAUCCCAAAGUUCCUGCACCCUGACCCAAGUGAGUUUGCGAGGCUUCGCAUAGCUUUGGAAAACCUCCUGCCAGUCGAUGCUACUGAACUCUUUAAGUACCAAGUACUGGUUGAUCAUUUAAAGUUCGAUGAAGCCAAACUCAUUGCGGAUGCUUAUUUAAACUCACCAACCCCCUACACUCACACAAUGAUGGCCCUGCAUGACAAGUUUGGCCAACCUCAUCACCUGGCUCUACGAAAAAUAGCUAGCGUAUUAGAGGCCCCUGAAGUUAGGCGGGGAGAUGCCGCAGCAUUCCAAAGGUUUUCACUUCAAAUCCAGUCAUUGGUAGGCCUGUUGCAGACCCUGGGACCUGAAGGUGAAAUUGAACUGAACUGUGGCUCACAUGUAGCUCGAUUACUGAGCAAACUACCUCCAGAACAGCGAGCUGACUUUCGUAGACACCAGGGCAAACAACCAAGAGCUGGACAUACAUUGUAUGAGCUAUCCGAGUGGCUCCGUUAUGAGUCAUGGUGUCAAGGAUUCGAUAAUCAGCUCGGGGGAAGAGGAAGCCGAGAUCGAAGCUAUGCUAAGAGUGAGAGCCCCAAGAAACAAACAACUACAAUCCUGCAUGGUGCUGAAGAGCCACCAGUGCCCCCCAUACAGCCAGGUAAAGAGAGUCCAGUGAAGACCCAAACUAAGACAAAAGCCUACUGUGCUUACUGUGAGAGCAAGGAGCAUUAUUUCAGUCAAUGCAGUGACGUCGCCAAGCUUUCCAAAGAUCAACUGAAAGAAUGGAUCCAGGCUAAUAAUCGGUGCUGGCGAUGUGCUCGACAACACCAAGCAGCACAGUGCACAUUGAAGAAAGCCUGCAACAUUUGCCAGAAGAAACACCUAUUGGCCCUUCACGAAAUAAAUACAAGAGCAACAAGUGGGAGCAUGAAUACUGCAGUUAGAGAAGAAGCCUGCCUAACUAGUUCCACCUCAGAUGCCCUCUACCUUGACCGUCAUGGAACUGGGAACAGAGUCCUAUUGAAAGUUGUGCCAGUGCUCGUACAGUAUGGGAAGCGAACUCUGGAGACCUUUGCCAUUCUAGAUGACGGGUCAGAGAGAACUAUGCUUCUCCCUGCUGCAGCUAAGUUCCUUGAUAUGAAGGGCCUUCCUGAAGAUCUCCCACUGCGGACAGUACGUCAGGACAUCCAGGUGCUCCAUGGCCAUAAGGUGUCUUUCAGCGUCUCCCCAGCUACCAACCCUGAGAACAGAUACAACAUUGCAGGAGCGUUCACAGCUAGCCGUCUCAGCCUGGCUCAGCACAGCUAUCCCGUUGAUCGCCUGCAGAGGAGGUUUCGACACCUCAGAGGGCUUCCCAUUCCAGCUUUGAAGGGAGCCCAGCCCUCCCUUCUCAUUGGAUCAGAUCAGCCUCAUCUUAUCACCCCUGUGGAGCCUGUCCGGCUUGGACCGCCUGGGGGUCCAGCAGCUAUCCACACAAGACUCGGGUGGACCCUCCAGGGUCCUGUGAGAAGCACGGGGCGGCUCACUGACGAAACCCAGUGUCUCUUCAUAUCCUCACCAUCGACUGGCGAUCAAUUGUUCAAGCACGUCAAAAGGCUUUGGGAGAUAGAUACAGUCCCCUACCGAAACGAGAAAGAGGCUACUCGUUCAAAGCAAGAUAAGCUGGCUGUUGCGGUGCUUGAGACCAAGACUGCCCGGACCAAGGUGGAUGGAAUUUCGAGGUAUGCCACCCCAUUGUUGCGCCAUCCCAACAUGCCACAGCUCCGUGCUCCAACUGAUUCAGUCAUGCCGCUGUUGCGUAGCACCGAGAGACGUCUCCGUAAGAACCCUAUUCAAGCUAAAGCCUAUAAGGUGGAGAUGCAAAGGCUCAUCGACUCUGGCACUGUGCAAGAAGUGGCUCCUGAAACCAUUCCACCAAAAGAAUGUUGGUAUAUUCCUCACCACCUUGUCAGCCACAAUGGAAAAAAUCGCCUUGUGUUUAACUGUUCACACCAAUACUUGGGACAGACCCUUAACCAAUACCUUCUUCCUGGACCUACUCUUGGCGCUUCCCUGCUCGGAGUCCUGCUAAGGUUCCGUGAAUAUCCUGUGGCGGUUAGUGGAGACAUCAAAGGAAUGUUCCACCAGGUUCGACUCCUACCUGAAGAUCGACCACUGUUGCGGUUCCUGUGGCGUGACCUAAAUGGGGAUGAAGCUCCCAAGGUAUAUGAGUGGCAAGUCCUUCCAUUUGGCACCACAUGUAGCCCAUGCUGUGCCACCUACGCCCUGCAGAGUCACGUUGCAGCCAACAGCCAGCCAGGUGAUAAGCUGAGAUUUUCAGUUGAAAAGUGUUUCUAUGUGGACAACUGCCUGCAGAGCGUGCGCACUCCUGAUGAAGCAAAACUUUUAGUUGAUCAGCUCAGAGAACUUCUGGCCCCCGCCGGUUUUGAUCUGCGACAAUGGGCCUGCAACAAUCCAGAUGCCCUGAGUCACCUACCUCAUGAAGCCAGGUCAGAGAGCCUUGACCUGUGGCUUGUGCAGGACAAGUCAAACCCCCUCGAGUCAACGCUUGGCCUCAGUUGGAACUGGAGCACGGACACCCUGAGUUAUAAACACCGGCCAGUGACCUAUGAGAUACCUACCUUGAGGAACAUCUAUCGAGUUCUUGCCUCUCAAUAUGACCCUUUAGGCCUCCUACUGCCCUUCUCUACUCGGGCCAAGCUCAUCAUUCGGCAGCUAUGGGACCAGCAGCGCAGCUGGGAUGAUCCCAAUCUACCUCCCGAGCUCCUACAGGCCUGGUCAAACUGGGAGGCCGAACUGCAGUCCCUACCUCACCUAUCCUUCCCACGACCAUAUAUGCCUAAGGACAUCCAGCUAGAGGGUGCUACUCACGAGAUCCACAUUUUUGCAGAUGCCUCCGAGCAGGUCUACGGAGCAGUUGCCUACCUCAGGACACAAAGCCCUUCUGUAGGGACCUGCUUGUCAUUCAUCAUGGCUCGAUCAAGAGUGGCCCCCAAGCGUAUCCAAUCCAUUCCACGCCUAGAACUCUGUGCAGCCCUGGUGGGUGCCAAAUUAGCCUAUCUCAUUGAGAAAGAACUCACCCUGAAUCUGGACCGCAUUGUAUUGUGGUCAGACUCCACAACUGUUUUGACCUGGUUACAAUCUCAGUCCUGCCGGUACAAGGUCUUUGUAGGGGUGAGAGUAGCAGAGAUACAGGAGUUAACUGAGAAGUGCACUUGGCGCUAUGUUGAGUCCGAGAAUAACCCAGCCGAUGACCUGACUAGGGGGAAGACCCUAGCAUCUCUGGUAGAGCCAAAUAGAUGGGUUUGUGGACCUACCUUCCUCCUCCAAAGCCCUGAACAUUGGCCUGAGCAACCUUCCCUGGCAUCAGCUGAAGAGGAAACCGAGCUCCGAAAGGUCACUCACUGUGGACUAACAGCUACUUCACCCCCUCUUACAGGUGACAAGGAGCACAACACAUGGCAGGAGCUCAUAGAUGCCACUGUACAAGACAUGUACCAGUCAGAGUAGUC